Pocillopora damicornis (cauliflower coral) is the source of this 1349-nucleotide messenger RNA. Its product is annotated as fibrinogen-like protein A. The record is from RefSeq and is a predicted model, not a curated record. Lineage: Eukaryota; Metazoa; Cnidaria; Anthozoa; Scleractinia; Pocilloporidae.
UUCUUCCCAUUUUCACCCAGGGAGGAAAUAGACCUGUUUGCACCUCGGCUUUAUGUCAAAAUGGUGGAACAUGUGUUGACGCGUGUUGGAAUCCCAGUGAGAAGCUGUCAGCAGCUGAAAACCCUGGGAGCGAAUCAGAAUGGCAUUUAUAAAAUCAACCCAGAUGGUCAAGGGGUCAUAAACGUGUACUGUGACCAAACCACAGAUGGAGGUGGGUGGACUGUGGUUCAGAGACGUUCCCGUCCAUACAAGCAAAGCUUUGAACGAACGUGGGUAGAGUAUCGAGUAGGCUUUGGCGACUUGUCCAAAGAAUUCUGGCUUGGAAACUACAACUUGCACCGAAUCGCCUCUUCAGACAGCAUUCUUCGAAUAGAUCUGCACCGAACCAACGGCCAAAAGGGAUAUGCCAAAUAUGGUGGGUUUCGGGUAGCUGACGAAACAGAAAAGUAUCGAUGCGACAUGAGUUCGUACGAAGGAAACAUCGGAAAUGGGUUUUAUGGAAAUACAGAUCCUAAAUUGAACAUCCGAGGGAUGAAAUUCGGCACACCAGACCAAGAUAAUGACAAUCACCCUGGCAAGUGUUUUCCUUAUGGUGCAUGGUGGGCAAACCAAUGUGGCGAGGUUAAUCUCAAUGCAAGGGAUGGUCCGCACUGGGGUCCCUGGACUUCUCAGCCUUACCUAAAUUUUUCUGAGAUGAAAGUAAGGCAUAACUGAACAAAACUGCUAUAGUCACCAUAGUUCACCUUCAAAGAUGCAAGGAACUCGACGAAGAGAUCUGGGCACUAACUAUUGUAGCCUUUAUAGAAUUUGCAAUGGCAACUCAAGUUGUCAUGUAACGCCCAGUGCUGCGUGGCAUUACAACCAAAACAGCUGCGAAGGUGACUGAAAUCCAUUGAUAUAUUAUUAGCAUAAUAAUGUAUUGACACAUAAUUUAGUCUUGCGCUAGGUUUUAAAUAUCGACACGAAAUCGCUUUCUUCAACUUGAAAUGAAAUUUUAAACCUUUCCUUCCAAUGGUGAUGUUUCAUUAGCACCCCAGGAACAGAUGUCACACAUUAUAAACAGACCAUUAUGUCUAAUCCUGUUUCAAGACACCAAGAGACCAAAACAAAGUGAAGCGAUCAAAAGCAAACCUUGAAGUCACAGUUGAUAUAGGCGCGUGUCUCUCCUCAAGAGCCAUAUACCACUACAAAACGAUACCGCUUGGAGCCACCGCUAUGGAGACAUUGGGUUUCGGAGGGGGGUCUUUAGUCUCUGUUGCUGGAGAUACAGGGGGGUGUUGCCCUGAACCCGGCGGUAGACCCUGUUGGGUAGGCUGUUGGGGUCUUAUAGAUAAUUGUGAAUAGCUUUG